Messenger RNA from Nerophis lumbriciformis (worm pipefish), 834 nucleotides. The record is from RefSeq and is a predicted model, not a curated record. NCBI's taxonomy places the organism in Eukaryota, Metazoa, Chordata, Actinopteri, Syngnathiformes, Syngnathidae.
AUGAACUCUACGUUUCAGAUUGGCUUCAUUGGCGCAGGAAACAUGGCUUUCGGCAUUGCCAAGGGCAUCUUGUCUGGGAAUGUUCUUCCUACAAAUAUCAUUGUGAGUGCACCAUCUCUGAGGAACCUAGGACGCUUUCAGGAGCUGAACAUUUCAACAACUCAUUCCAACACAGAUGUUGCCUGCAGUUCAGAUGUUAUCUUUGUAGCGGUCAAACCCCAUUUAGUUCCAACUGUUCUAAGUGAGAUCUCGCAGCACGUCACGGACAGACACACAAUUGUGUCCGUCGCUGCAGGAGUUACUCUAGCAACCUUAGAGGGGCUCCUGCCACAUGGUUCACCUGUUAUCAGGUUGAUGCCAAAUCUACCAUGUGUGGUUCUGGAAGGUGCACUCUUAUUUACACGGGGGACUCAUGCUAAACAAGAGCAUGGUGCCCUUUUGCACUCCUUGUUGCAUUGCUGUGGUUUGGUGGAGGAAGGACCUGAGGCCUGGAUUGACAUCCAUACUGGACUGAGCGGGAGUGGAGUUGCUUUUGUAUACCUGUUUGCAGAAGCGCUGGCAGAAGGAGCAGUUAAAAUGGGCAUGCCCAGUGCUCUCGCCCAAAGGAUUGCAUCACAAACUGUUCUGGGUGCUGGUCAUUUAUUACGUGACUCGAAUAAGCAUCCAGCUCAGCUUCGUUCUGAGGUCUGCACCCCAGGUGGGACAACCAUCUAUGGACUUCACGCUCUGGAACAAGGGGGUGUGAGAGCAUCAACCAUGACUGCUGUGGAAUCUGCAACCGAGAGAGCAAGGGAACUUGGCCAAAAGUCUGCAGCACUAGGAAGCAAGAAAUAG